Messenger RNA from Carlito syrichta (Philippine tarsier), 1866 nucleotides. RefSeq names its product NOBOX oogenesis homeobox (gene NOBOX). The transcript is spliced from 7 exons. The record is from RefSeq and is a predicted model, not a curated record. The coding region runs from base 1 to 1866 and encodes 621 amino acids. Gene Ontology annotation, biological process: regulation of transcription by RNA polymerase II. NCBI's taxonomy places the organism in Eukaryota, Metazoa, Chordata, Mammalia, Primates, Tarsiidae. Gene Ontology annotation, molecular function: RNA polymerase II cis-regulatory region sequence-specific DNA binding; DNA-binding transcription factor activity, RNA polymerase II-specific.
AUGCUGGUCCCCACAGGCCAGGAAGCUGGAGGCAAGCCCCUGGCUGCUGGGCUACAGGAAGGGAAGAUGCUGCAGGGCUCAGCCCCUCCUGCUCAGGACACCCUGAGCAAGGAACUGCCACCUCCCCACGCCACCUCAGGAGAGAAGAAGCUGCCAGAGGUUUCAGGACAACUCAGUAGGGCUGACGCUGAAAGAGUGUGCCAGCCACCCAGCUCCAGGCCUCCCCACAAAGACAGAGCUCUGGCCCCAUCCAGACCCCAGUCUUGGGGGGAAGCCUGUUCCCUGCCAGGGGGAGAGGCGAAGACAGGGAAGAAGCCCCAUUCUCCAGCCCCUGGGAAGCAGAAAAGGCCUACUGCCUCAGCAUCGUCUCCUGGUGCCUCUAACUCAGCCCAUGCCACACACAAGCCCAUGCUUUGUGGGUCAGCUCGGGGGCCCUGCCACCUGGCUAACCUCCUCAGCACGUUGGCCCAGAGCAGUCAAAACACAGACCAGAAGAAGGGGCCCCCAGAAGUGACCUGCCAAGUUCGGAAAAAGACUCGAACCCUAUACCACUCAGACCAGUUGGAGGAACUAGAGAGGAUAUUCCAAGAAGACCACUAUCCUGACAGUGAUAAACGCCGGGAGAUUGCCCAGAUGGUGGGAGUCACCCCUCAGCGUAUCAUGGUAAAAGGGACUGGCUUUUCAUGGCGAAGGGGCUGGCAAGGUAAGGGAGGACCUCCUGAUGGGAAAUCUUGCGUGGCAGAACAAGUGUGGUUCCAGAACCGCCGAGCCAAGUGGCGAAAACUGGAGAAGCUGAACGGAAAAGAAAGCAAGGAACGCCCUGCAGCCCCUGCCCCUGCCCCUGCCCCUGCCCCUGCCAGCAGUCAGGGCAGCUCUGCAGCUGAGCUGCCGCCUGUCGUGCCCAUGGACCCAGAGCCUGAUCCCUUCCCUCAGGAAGCCACUCUGGAUCCCUUUCCAGAACCCCCCAUGCUGCUGACUUCCGACCAGACUCUGGCCCCUACCAAGCCUGGUGAUGGUGCUCAGAGGGUGGCGACUCCACCGCUCUUCAGCCCCCCACCUGUUCAAAGGGCUAACCUCCCUUUUCCCUUUGGCCCUACCCAUACCCCACAACUGAUGCCUCUACUGAUGGAUGUUCCUGGCAGUGACAGCAGCCACAAGGAGGGCACCUGUGGACUCUGGGGGACAAGCAUGGCCCUACCUCCCUCCUGCUCAUAUUUGGAAGAGCUGGAGGCUCAAGAGUACCAGCAGGGCAAUCUGCCAGGACCCUUCCAGCUCUCCCAGGCGCCACAAACCCAGCUUUUCCAACGCCCUCAGGCCCAGUUUUCAUACCUGCCCUCUUUCCCCUUCCCCAUGUCCAGUUCACUGACACUUUCACCGGCGGAAGACUCCCUCUUUAUGUUUUCUUGUGGCCCCAGUGGGGGCACCUCGCAGGGCUAUUGCCCGGGGGCCCCGUCAGGGCAGAUCCUGAUGCAGCCACCUGCUGGGAAUGUGGGUAUAGUCCCCUGGAGUGACCCCUGUUUGCCAGAACUGCCCUUCCCUGGCCCGUUCUGCCCACAAGCCCUGGGGCACCCACCAGGAGGAGACGGCUUCUUCCCUGAUCUAUUUCCAGCCCCCUGUGCUCCAGCUCUGAGCAGGCAGCCUUCGUCAGAUCUCACCUGGCCAUCUGCAGGUUCCAGACCAGGAACUGGGCCCUUAUUCAGCAAGGCCCAGGGGGAGCAGCCUGCCACUUCGCUGGAGCAGCCCUCAACACCGGAGGAGGCCAGAGAGGAUGACAAGAACAACUGUGUCCCCUUGUUGGGGGGCCAUAGAGUAAAGGGAUGCUGCUCGGUGGGACAGGACUGGGCUCACUCAGAGGACAGAGUUUGA